AUGGACUCUCUAGCGAAUAUCAACUGGAACAAAGUCACGCCAUGCCUUGUAUUAUUAGUAUUAGAAGUAGUGUUAGAAUUUUCAGAGUGCGCGACGCAGGCUGAGGUGAACAAGCACCUGGAACUGGGGCGAGAUUUUUUAGCGCGAGGACAGCUGUCGGACGCGCUUACUCAUUAUCAUGCAGCCGUGGAGGGCGACCCAAACAACUACCUCACAUACUUCAAACGUGGUACGGUGUACUAUGCACUUGGUAAAGCAAAGUUUGCCCUUGAAGACUUCACCAAGGUGUUGGAACUGAAGGCAGACUUCACAGCUGCAAGGUUGCACCGUGCCAAUGUCUACUUUAAGCUAGCACAGUAUGAUAAUGCCAAAGAAGACUAUUUACAAGUUGCGGCCGCGGAGCCGCACGAGGAGGCGCGGCGCUCGGCGGCGCGCGCCGACGCGCUGGCCGCCGACGCGCUGCGGGCCGCGGCGCUGUCCCGCGCCGGCGACUGUCGCGCCGCGGCCGCGCUGGCCUCGCGCCUGCUGGACGCCUCGCCCUGGAGCGCGCCGCUGCGGCGCCUGCGCGCGCACUGCCUGGCGCAGCUGGACGACCUGCUGGCGGCCGCGGCCGACCUGCGCGCCGUCAACCGCCUGGAGCAGGACUCCACCGAGGGCCACCUGCGGCUGGCCGAGCUGCUGUACCGCCUGGGCCACGUCGGCGACGCGCUGCAGGAGGCGCGCGAGUGCCUGCGGCUGGACCCCGAGCACAAGCAGUGCUUCCCGCUGUACAAGAAGCUGAAGAAGGUGGACAAGCUGCUGCUGCAGUGCGAGGAGCUGAGCGAGGCCCGGGACUUCUCGGGCUGCAUCGCCAGCGCCAACAAGGUGCUGCAGGCGGAGGACGAGGUGCCGCUGGUGGUGUUCGAGGCGAAGAAGUGGCUGUGCAGCUGCAGCGUCAAGGAGGAGCUGUUCGCGGAGGCCGCGGCGCGCUGCGGCGAGGCGCUGGCGCUGGGCCGCGACGCGCGGCUGCUGUGCGACCGCGCCGACGCGCUGCUGGGCCUGGACAUGUUCGACGACGCCCUGCUGGCCUACAAGGAGGCGCUGGAGCUGGACGAGGGGCUGCAGCGCGCCAAGGACGGCAUCCAGCGCGCACAGAAGAUGCAGAAGCAGUCCGAGCAGCGGGACUACUACAAGAUCCUGGGCGUCAAGAGGUCCGCGUCCAAGCAGGAGAUCACUAAGGCGUACCGCAAGGCGGCGCAGAAGUGGCACCCGGACAACUUCCACGGCGACGAGAAGAAGCUGGCGGAGAAGAAGUUCAUCGACGUGGCCGCGGCCAAGGAAGUGCUGACGGACCCCGAGAAGCGCGCGCAGUUCGACCAGGGCGUGGACCCGCUGGACCCCGAGGCGCAGCGGGCCGGGGGCCACGAGGGCCCCUUCCACGCGCCCUUCCACCACUUCCAGUACGGCUCGCCCUUCCAGUUCAAGUUCCACUUCAACUAGUGCCGGUGCCCUCGGGCGCCUUCUCGUGGCGAAGCCGCUGGACGCGAGACGCAGUACUCCAGGGCUCCGCACCCGACUGCCGAGAUAGUUUCCCACCGGCGAGGCGAGACGAGAUUGCCCUCAAUAGCUCGCGCGAGUCCGAGUUGUGGUUGUGGGUAGCAAAGGUUCAGUACUGCUGAGUUCGUCUAGCGAUAUAAACGCAUAUAAAACAACGUAGAUAAUACGGAAAAAAAGUCGGAUGUAAUCACCUAUUUCUCAAAUUUCAAAUCGUAUGUGGCAUACGAUACGAUCGCGAUUGAUAUUAAUAGCCAUCGCGAACUCGCGCGACAAAUCGUAUUUCCAUUGCAGAGUACAAUACUCUAUGCAGACAGCAAUACGGUUCAAUAUUAAAUCAACAAAUUCAAUUCUCGCCUCGCGCGUCGUCGUCAAUCCGGACCAUUUCCACCGAAAAUGCGUUAGGAGAGAGUUGAAAUGUCGCUAUACAAAUUUCAUUCCUCGUCUCGCCUCGCCGGUGGAAAAGCACCUUUAUACUCCUAUCAAAUUCUAUACCAUUAUAUUUUUGUACAACGCGACGCACACAAACGUAGCUUCCAUCGAGUUGCACGUAGACACACCGCGCUUUUAAUAUUACAUACGCUGUUAGUUUAAUAUUACAUACAAUGUUGAGACGCAAUUUUUGAUUGAUAACACCGAACCUCGCGGCAGACUUCGUCUCUACCUGCACUAGCCGCGAGCCGGGCCGGGACGGACCGGCUACAUGCCUGAACUUGCGCCAGUGAUGCCAUUGCGUAAGGAAAGGGUGCUCGUCUCCCGCACAAAUGCGCGGUUUAGAGGCUGAGAGGCACGGCCGUGGGUACAGGCUUUUCUCAAACAAUGCGAGGAAAAAAUAAAUGACUAAAAGAACGUAAGCAGAAUGUUUAAUAGAAAAAGUAAAACUAGUUCACAUGACAACUUUUGCUUCUUGGUUUAAAUUAGGCGGAGUGUAUACUACAGUGCACUAUUGUACUUUCGCUUGAAUUCAUUUUCGAAAAGAAAAUGUGAAAAAUACAAAGAAAUACAAAAAAAAACACUGCAAAGUACGUAUCAUUUACUUUACCGCCGUUUUUUAGUACCUAUGUGAUGCAGGUACAUUGGUGCUCCAUAAUUCAACCCAAAAUAACUCCUACUGUAGACAAUAUUUUUGUAAUUCUCGAAAUAACGGAAGUAGCUGCUAGUGAGCAGAUACUUCACUAAAUGAUAUAUUUUGCGAGUUCUUUCUUCGCAACGAACACUUCCAAGCAUUUUUGAAAAAAAUACAAGUACCUUUUUUGUAUGGCCUUUUUUAUGGUUGCGAUUUGGCCUACCAAUUCACCAUAGAGCGUGGCGUAAAAGGAUCGGAAAGGUCUCCGAUGUUUCAUGGUACAUUCUGUAUGAAGGGCUGUAAAUAAGGAAUUACGAAUGAGAUUAUUAGAAGCCCUAAGUCGAAGAUUGAGGGCUUUCGGAGUCCAGGUUCGUAAUUCCCGUACCGCCCGUGUUACGUACAAUGUUUUUCAUCACAUUUGCGAGGAAAUAAAUACAAAGAUAAAUGCAGGAAAAAUAAAUUACGCUUCACAACCAACGAUAUCUAUGUACAACACACCAAUUACGGAUUUUGCAAAUGGCUCGUUGUUUUUUUCUUGUAAACAGGUGACCACCUUUUCUUCUAUAAAUAGUACAACUCGAACUAAAAUGUUGUAAAAGACAAAAACGCAUGCAGCCGUGAUGUAUAAGAUAUAAAAUAAAUCAUUUCAAAAUACUAAAAAUACUCAAUUUGAAUUUAUAAAAUUAAUUUAGUAAAACAGUUAAAUUGCAAAUGUUUAGUUUUUCAGUUUGUGCGAAACUCAUUUCGAUUUUUCGAGCGUAAAUACUUUUUGCUUAAUCUUGACGUUGAGAAGUGUAGUGCAAUGAAAUUAAAAAAUUAAUCUAUUACUGUUAUAAGGCAGUAAUGUAGUGAAAAAGCCCGUGGGCGUAAUUUAGGACAUUACGGUUGGCUUUGCCUGCAUGUUAUGACACUGUUUACGAGCGAGUGUGAUGAAAAAUAAUUUCUUGACUUGCAAAAUUACGUACGUCGCUCUUGACCAUUUCGUUGGUCGCGUGGAAGCUUCAAUUUAACAUGGUUUAUUUGUUUGCCGUACUAAUGUAACCGAGCUUUUAUUUGGCACUAGGCAUAUUCUAUUUACUAUUGUCUUAUUUUAAGUACAGAACGGACAUUUUGUGUUUUUUUGUAGAAACAAUAUUAGUGUCAAAUGAAAAUCUCGUGAACUGUGAAAUGUUUUAUUGUCAAA
Messenger RNA from Hyposmocoma kahamanoa, 3782 nucleotides. It is a transcript of the gene P58IPK, whose product is annotated as dnaJ homolog subfamily C member 3. Gene Ontology annotation, cellular component: endoplasmic reticulum. Bases 1 to 1479 code for a protein of 492 amino acids. Gene Ontology annotation, biological process: protein folding in endoplasmic reticulum. Gene Ontology annotation, molecular function: misfolded protein binding; protein-folding chaperone binding. The record is from RefSeq and is a predicted model, not a curated record. NCBI's taxonomy places the organism in Eukaryota, Metazoa, Arthropoda, Insecta, Lepidoptera, Cosmopterigidae. The transcript has 10 exons.